Messenger RNA from Camelina sativa (false flax), 549 nucleotides. RefSeq names its product protein CYSTEINE-RICH TRANSMEMBRANE MODULE 1. Gene Ontology annotation, cellular component: plasma membrane. The record is from RefSeq and is a predicted model, not a curated record. Lineage: Eukaryota; Viridiplantae; Streptophyta; Magnoliopsida; Brassicales; Brassicaceae.
CUUUAUCGCUCUCUCUAUAUAUUUACAUUGACACGCAUUUGCACAAAUAUAUUCAAAGCACAGCCAUACACAGCAUCGUUUACCUUUAUAUCAAAGUUCUUUUCACUAAUCUUUCCAAAAUGAGCCAGUACGAUCAAAACUAUUCUGCAGGAGCUAACCCACCGCCACCGGUUUCAACUGCAUCACCACCGAUUGGUUACCCGACCAACGACCCGAGUCAUGGUUCGGCGGCUCCGGCUAAAGUGGAAACCAAGUCUAAGGGUGACGGAUUCUUUAAAGGCUGUCUUGCAGCCAUGUGUUGCUGUUGUGCCCUUGACAUCUGCUUCUGAGCUAUUUGGAAUUUCUUUUUAUUACGACGAGUUGUGACUUGUGUGUGGAUCUGAUGUGAAUUAUUCUCUCCAGCCUUGUAGUAUAAAAUUCGCUAUUAUUUGUUUAUUAUUUUUCUUGUAAUAAUACUCUGGGUUCGAACAUAUUAUGGUUUGUAUAUAUUUGGAUCUCUAGUAUACAACUUGCUCUUGGAUUUGUAUUAAUUGCUCUAAUUUCACAGAA